GCGGCGGGCAGCACGGGUGGCGCUUCCUCUGCGGCGCCCAUGGGGACAGGACGACUUUAAAGGAGUUUGGGGGGGUUCUGGCGCUGGGCGACCACGGAUCCAGCGAUUCCUGCCCUCGCUUCGCCCUGUCAUUGAUGGGAAAUCAACUGGAUCGCAUCACCCAUCUAAAUUACAGCGAGCUGCCGACCGGAGACCCCUCGGGGAUCGAGAAGGACGAGCUGCGCGUCGGGGUGGCUUACUUCUUUUCGGAUGAGGAGGAGGACCUGGACGAGCGAGGCCAGCCAGACAAGUACGGCGUGAAAGGCUCCGGCAGCCCUGGGCAGGAGACGCCCACCCACCACCUCCACCACCAGCUGGUGCUGAACGAGACCCAGUUCUCCGCUUUCCGCGGCCAGGAAUGCAUCUUCUCCAAGGUCAGCAGCGGCCCCCAGGCUGGGGACCUCAGCGUCUACUCGGUGUCAGCCCUGCCCGCCCUCUGCAAGCCGGGGGACCUGCUGGAGCUGCUCUACCUGGGGCCGUCGGAGCACCCGCCGCCGCACUGGGUCGUGUACGUGGGAGGCGGGCAGAUCAUCCACCUGCACCAGGGGCAGAUCCGCCAGGACAGCUUGUACGAGGCGGCCGCGGGCAACGUGGGCCGGGUGGUGAAUAGCUGGUACCGCUUCCGCCCGCUGGUGGCGGAGCUGGUGGUGCAGAACGCCUGCGGGCACCUGGGCUUAAAAAGCGACGAGAUCUGCUGGACUAACUCCGAGAGCUUCGCCGCCUGGUGCCGCUUCGGGAAACGGGAGUUCAAAGCCGGGGGGGAGCUGCAGGCGGCUGCUGGCACCCAGCACCAGCAGCAGUACUAUCUCAAGAUCCACUUGGCAGAGAACAAGGUGCAUACGGUGAGGUUCCACAGCCUGGAGGAUCUAAUACGCGAGAAGCGCAGGAUCGAUGCCAGUGGCAAACUGAGGGUGAUCAAAGACCUGGCUAUAGUGGAUGGGAAAGAAUAGGGAGGAGCAGGAGUACGUGGCUAUCUUCCUUCUGCCCUGCCCGGGGAGACCAGCCUGCCGUAGAGUCGGGAGGCUGCACCCUCCUUCCGUGGGACGCAACUGGAAGCAGGAUCCAUGGCAACAUUCCAAAAAAAAAAAAA
Ficedula albicollis (Collared flycatcher) is the source of this 1129-nucleotide messenger RNA. RefSeq names its product family with sequence similarity 84 member A (gene LRATD1). The record is from RefSeq and is a predicted model, not a curated record. The transcript is spliced from 2 exons. Bases 135 to 989 code for a protein of 284 amino acids. Lineage: Eukaryota; Metazoa; Chordata; Aves; Passeriformes; Muscicapidae.